AUGACCGCCAGUCUUCCGUUGUCCCAAAAGCAGCACGACGCUGAUAAAGUAAACGCCAAUCUCGCCCUCUCCUCCACCACCAAGUUAGCCCAAUCUUCGAAUCGCUCAGUUCUUUUGUAUCAUUCGCCGUCCCAACCACACGUCUAUCGACCGUUACCCAGCAUACUUGUUGACUUUUUUGCUCUAACUUUAUGCGAUCUUCUUCCCACCCGAAGCGCGAGACCAAGAACAGCUCCUGAACUGCUUUAUUUCAUUCAGAAAAUUACAUCGCAGGCCCGAAUUUCCUGCCACAUUGCCGUUGCGGCCCUUAUCUAUAUAGAUCGAUGUAAACAAAAUCUGCCAAAGAACGCUAUCGGUGAUCAAGACACCGCCCAUCGGAUCGCCGUCGCUUCUCUGCUGGUGGCUUCCAAGUUUUUGCAUGGUACAAGUUGGGCAACUUGCUGGUUGACCAACGCGCAGAUGGCCAAGAUUUGUGUUAUCUAUACGCUGGAUCAAAUCAAUCAGCUUGAGCGAUCAUUUCUGAACCUCAUCAAGCAUAAAUGCUGGGUCGAUGCAGCGGAAAUUCAGGCCUUUUUACUCAAGCAUCGACAAGAUCUCCUCCUUUGA
Molecule: messenger RNA, 606 nt
Organism: Radiomyces spectabilis
Lineage: Eukaryota; Fungi; Mucoromycota; Mucoromycetes; Mucorales; Radiomycetaceae
Exons: 4
Coding region: 1-606 (201 amino acids)
Biological process (GO): regulation of cyclin-dependent protein serine/threonine kinase activity
Cellular component (GO): cyclin-dependent protein kinase holoenzyme complex; nucleus
Molecular function (GO): protein kinase binding; cyclin-dependent protein serine/threonine kinase regulator activity
Source: RefSeq, a predicted model, not a curated record